Molecule: messenger RNA, 653 nt
Organism: Agrilus planipennis (emerald ash borer)
Lineage: Eukaryota; Metazoa; Arthropoda; Insecta; Coleoptera; Buprestidae
Product: histidine-rich glycoprotein-like
Exons: 3
Coding region: 1-624 (207 amino acids)
Source: RefSeq, a predicted model, not a curated record
AUGGGUGCUGGAACUUCAGCGCGGGGGUUGUACUUCUCAUUUUACAAAUCUUUGUUGGUCAGGGAUUGUCUUGUGUACUACCACCUCUACCAUUGCCACCCUGUAGCCUACCAGCGUUGCCUCCCCUUCCGCCUUGCUUACCACCACCUCCGUUGCCGUUGCCUCUGCCACCCCUACCAUUACCAUUGCCACUACCUCCGUUACCCCCAUGCGCAUUACCACCACCGGCACCAUUACCUUUACCCCCACUUCUACCACCACUUCCUUUACCUUUACCCCCAUUUCUCCCACCACUACCUUUACCUUUACCCCCAUUUCUACCACCACUUCCUUUACCUUUACCCCCAGCUCUACCACCACUUCCUUUACCAUUACCCCCAGCUCUACCACCACUGCCACCCUGCCUACCUCCAGCGCCUUUGCCUCCGUUACCCCCUUGUGCAUUACCUCCAGCGUUACCAUUGCCCCCAUUCCUACCACCAGCUUUACCUCUACCCCCGCUUCUACCUCCAACAUUACCUUUGCCACCUUUACUACCGCCAGCAUUGCCUCCCUGUUUACCACCCAUUCCCCCGAUACCUUUGCCUCUCGCGCCAUGCCUCGCUCUUUAAAUUCGAUUGUUAACCCGUUUAAAAAUGUUUUUUCUUGUUUUU